Xenopus laevis (African clawed frog) is the source of this 3504-nucleotide messenger RNA. It is a transcript of the gene nol4l.L, whose product is annotated as nucleolar protein 4-like L homeolog. NCBI's taxonomy places the organism in Eukaryota, Metazoa, Chordata, Amphibia, Anura, Pipidae. The record is from RefSeq and is a predicted model, not a curated record. The transcript is spliced from 8 exons. The coding region runs from base 162 to 1379 and encodes 405 amino acids.
GAUAUUGGUGGUGAAUCUAAAUAAAAGAAAGGGGGCUUCCCCACUGCAGAAAAACUGGUGUGUGCGGAUCCAUAAUUGUGGAAUUGCUGUUGCUGAGGGGCCUUGUCGUGUCAGCGGAUAACCAGCACCACUAGAGCAGCGAAAGAUGAAAGGGCGCGGAUAUGAAUGAGAAGACAUGGCUAGAGAAGUGUGCGAGUCCGAGUGAGGAGGACAAGAUGCCGAGUCCGCACAAGCUGACAGGCCCAGAGGAGGAUGAUUCCUCAUCAGAGAGCUGUAAUGGAAAUGUAUUUUCCUUACUGAAUUCGUCCACCACUUUGGCCAGUGUUGCCCAUGAUGGAUCCCUGCCUGACAUUAAUGGGAAUUCCACUAAUUCGCUUCUGAAACUCAGUGCAACUUCUGAAGAUCAGCCCAUCAAUCUGAGCGAUAAGAUCCAUUCAUCUCUAGGUGUCCCACCUUAUACAUCUGACAGUGAUGCACUACGAAACCGUGCAAAAUACACUCUGAAAGCCACCUCAGAGUCCCCACCUUACAGCUCUGGAAGUUAUGACUCCAUUAAGACAGAAGUGAGUGGCUGUGCAGAAGAUCUGAGUGUUAGUAGGACUCCUGCAGGAGAUGACGAUGAUGAUGAUGACCAUGAAGAUAACGAUCGUAUCACAGACUCAGAAGGGCUGGACCCAGAGCGUCUAAAAGCUUUUAAUAUGUUUGUGCGUCUCUUUGUGGAUGAAAAUCUUGACCGAAUGGUUCCAAUUUCCAAGCAACCAAAGGAGAAGAUUCAGGCGAUUAUUGAGUCCUGCAGUCGCCAGUUUCCAGAAUUACAGGAGCGUGCCAGGAAACGUAUCAGAACGUACCUGAAAUCCUGCCGGCGUAUGAAGAAGAAUGGCAUGGAGAUGGCCAGACCUACACCCCCUCAUCUGACUUCCGCUAUGGCUGAGAAUAUUCUGGCGGCUGCCUGUGAGAGUGAAUCCCGAAAAGCAGCUAAAAGAAUGAGACUGGAGAUUUACCAGGCUCCUCAGGAUGAUAUUUCUAUGGAGAAACCCACUGGACUGACACAAUCCUCAUAUUCGCUACCUUCAGGCACUUACAGUCAGGACCCUGUGUACAUGAAUGGGAGUCUACACUAUUCUUAUCGUGGAUAUGGAGUUGCCCCCACCUCACUGCCCAGUGGAAAUCACUGCAACGGUCCCACUGAUCUCAGUAUGAAAGGCCUGGCUUCGGGUAGCACCCACCCUUCUGCUACUAACAGGGCGAUGCCAUGUGCCCAACUCAGUCCGACUGAGAUUGGUGCUGUGAGGCAGCUGAUUGCCGGAUACCGAGAAUCUGCAGCUUUCCUCUUGCGCUCUGCAGAUGAACUGGAGAACUUGAUAUUGCAGCAGAAUUGACUAGCGCUCCUUCCUGACCUCAACCUCCAUUUGUCGUUGUAAGGCUGGUGAGCGGCCAAGAUGUCUCUUCACCUUUGUGUGCCAGCCACUGACCCUUACAGCAGUCUCAGAGCAGGAGCUGUGCUGUCUAAUUUACAGGGAAGUCUCGGGCCCCUGUCUGCACUAAUAGAUUUCCCUUUGCACCCUAAUGUUAGAUUCUGCCCUGCCGAUGGCAGAACUCACCUAUUUAUUGAGAAGAAAAUUUCUCCUUUUAGUAAUUUAUUUUUCUGACAAUGUUUUAUGUGUGUACAGAAUAGCGGUUUGUAUUUGUUCUCUGAUUUGUAGCAUUGACCCGUCAUUCCGUCCCACUCCAGCACUGGAUCAGUUUGCCAUGUCCCGGGUGCCAUUUCUUCCUGUGCUCAGGUUCUGCUGGGGAUGAGUAGGUACUCGGGGACCCGUGGGGGCUGAGUCACAUUCCGUACACUAAUGUUGGCUAACUGCUGCUAUAAUUCACCUUUCAGGUAAUCUCAGCUCUCCCCAGACACGUUGAACUACAACCUCUCCUGCUUGGUACCCUUUCACCAAUUUUGCACACAGAUUUGCAAAUGGAAUUUUUUGCUUUCCUCAACUCAGGCAGAUCCCAUCUUCAUUCAUUGGGCUUGUGCUUGCUCCGCUUACAGGUGUGAAAGCAACCAGGUCUCUACCACUGAAUCUUCCUGUGUGCGUCCAUCCCAUUUCAUUGUGUCUGUAGACCAUUCCAUGGGACUUGUUCAUGUUCAUACACUAGGCACUUAUGAUGCAUUUUCUACAAUAUGUUUUGUAAGCUUUAACCACUCCAUUGUGUCCUGUUCUGCAUGUUCCCCACCUGAAGAAGGGGCCCAAAGAGCCACAGGCAGACCUUCAAUGCAUCAGCCAAAACUACCUUCUUUGCAUAGACUGCUUUUCUGAUAAUAUGAAUAUGUCCUGCUCUCUGUGGGACAUGAUAUAGGGGUAUUUCCUGGUGUUAUCCAUGUAGCUGUGGUUUCUCCCAGUCAGUCAGGCCAAGUACUGGAUUGAACUGGUUACGGGUAUAGUCUCAUUGCCUUAGGCUGAGCUUUGUCUGUAUUACACAAUAAUAUUACUGAGCACUUUUCUUCCAUUCAUUUCCAUGGUGGUGAAUAGAGGGGCAAAAAUACACAUAGCAGAUAAGUGUAAAUAUAAUGGGGGCAGUGAUAUUUCAUGCAUAUUGAUUCAAUGAAAGCUAAAAAUGGGCCAUAUACCUUUAGAAGAUGGUUGUCCUUCUUGGGUUUCCUUCCAUCCCUUCCCUUCCUCAACAAAAAAGUGAAAUACAUUGCUUUGUGUGGGAAUAGAUAUUGACUGCUCUGUAAACUGGGCUGCAAAUAGAAACAACCCAAAUGCCCCAGUUGGUAUUGGGUCACUGGACAAUGAGCCUUGUGUCAUUUGUUUCCUGUUUGUGGUUCAGCUUCCUGUUUACAUGUACAGAACAGGGGGGGGGGGAUUCUCUGCUUAUUAAAGCCACAGCGCCUGCAAUUGUUUCCAUCAGCUCAGGUAAAACACAUGCACAGCAACUAGCAGGGACAACCCAUGUCCAUAUAAUCAAAUUCCACCCAGACAUUCCAGAGCUUUUCCACUGCAGGCCCCACUGUGAGACAGACUCUACUGGUCAGAACAAGAGACACAGGCUACCUCCUCUGCAUAUUUUGUGCCGGUCUAUUAUUCAACCCCAUGUACCCCCCCCCCCGUGUCUGCGUCCUAACCGGUCGCACUGCACUUGAAAGCCACUUCUUUGGAGGCCCCCUGCUCCAGACUUCCUAAGGCAAAACUAGCCACACUUGGCUCAUGUGAGCAGUUAAGACAUCGAUAUAUAAAUAUAUAUAUAUAUAAUAUAUAAAAUCUAUUUAUUGUUUUGUGCUUUCUUUUCUAUUAACUGUGCUUUAAUUAUUUUCAUUUGUUGGAUGUUUUUGUCAGCUGAUGUGAUGUGUAAAGUGACAGUCUUAUCCCAUACGCUGAGACCUACGAGCUGUCUCGUAUACAGUAACCCAAGGUAUUAAUUGCUUAAUGCACUGAUUGGCCACAAAGUGGAACCCACCCUUUUUAAAAUGUGUCAUAUGUAAGGCUAAGGAAUAAAUAAAAACUGCUUCAAGAA